Messenger RNA from Ornithodoros turicata, 722 nucleotides. RefSeq lists its product as uncharacterized. The transcript has 8 exons. NCBI's taxonomy places the organism in Eukaryota, Metazoa, Arthropoda, Arachnida, Ixodida, Argasidae. The record is from RefSeq and is a predicted model, not a curated record. The coding region runs from base 106 to 618 and encodes 170 amino acids.
GGAAUGGUGGUUUCCAACCUUUCGGCAGGUUGGGUUAUAAAACCUGCCUGUUAGGUCUUCUUCCUUUAGUAAUCCCCGAAACAGGCUGCGUGGAAGGUGGUGAAAAUGCUAGUCGUUGUUCUUGCAGCGGUUGCUGUGUUUGGGCUUGGUGCAUUCGCAAGCUCUCCCGCAAGAACAUGCAGUGGUGAUGCGGACUGCGUGGAAGGCGCGUCAUGUGUGCCACACUACAACUUUUCAAAGGCCAACCCUGGGCAAUGCAGGCCUACUCAUUACUGCGCUUCCGUGUCUGACAACCAGUGCACGUGCCUACGCGACGGUUUUGAAUGCCGGAAGAAAAACUGCACGGAAUCGUCCUUUGAAUGUGUAGUAGUGGACAACCAGGAGACUAGGUGUGGUGGAGACAAGGCCACUUCGUGUCUUGAAAACCAGAUCUGUGCUUACAGAAGAACUACGUUGUUUUGCUACAACUGUCCUUGCUAUGGCACUCAUUAUGCAAUAUGUCUUGACGAAGACCCCAAAAAAGGCACCUGUCCCGACAGCAUUGUCAUUGCUGCUGAAAAUGGUACCUACAGUUGUAAUGGCUGCUCUUCCGCCACUGAUGUAUUGACAGAUGCCUAGUUCGUUAAAUGGAUGAAUUCUGUAGCAUAUUUUAUGUUGACCAUUGUUAUGAUCAUAUCUGGUUAACAGCUCCUUUCAUAAUAAAGAUGUUUUUAGCCCGGUCA